GAGAGAGAACCGCGCCGGCGCUCCUCGCGCGGUGCCGUUCCGCGAGCUUCGCCCCGCUCGGAGCAGGACCGGCGUCCGUGGAUGACCGCCAAUGUUAGCGGUGGGGCAGAUGGAUGCUAACCGGCAGAGCGCGUUCGUGCUGGGCAGCACGCCGCUGGCCGCGCUGCACAACAUGGCCGAGAUGAAGAGCUCUCUGUUCCCCUACGCCCUGCAGAACCCCUCCGGCUUCAAGACGCCGGCCCUGGGCGGCCUCAACACGCAGCUGCCCCUGGGGACGCCGCACGGCAUCAGCGACAUCCUGGGGCGGCCUGUGGGCGCCGCCGGCAACCUGCUGGGCGGGCUGCCCCGCAUCAACGGCCUGGCCGCCUCGGCCGGGGUGUACUUCGGCCCCGCCGCCGUCUCCCGG
Messenger RNA from Meleagris gallopavo (turkey), 406 nucleotides. The record is from RefSeq and is a predicted model, not a curated record. NCBI's taxonomy places the organism in Eukaryota, Metazoa, Chordata, Aves, Galliformes, Phasianidae.